This is a messenger RNA of Sesamum indicum (sesame), 2325 nucleotides long. Lineage: Eukaryota; Viridiplantae; Streptophyta; Magnoliopsida; Lamiales; Pedaliaceae. The record is from RefSeq and is a predicted model, not a curated record.
AUGUUAAGACCUUCAUGUAAAGGGACGAACUCAAGGACUAAAAGCAACAGAGAACCCUUAAAACCAAAGAUUCACUGUCACCAACCAGGGAAGUCUUAUCUUUUAAGCAAAUAUUCACUGCCAAAAGCCCCCAUCAGAUAUGGUCCCUCCAUCUCUGUAGUCUUAAAACUUCUCUAGAAAUACAGAAAACCCCAGUGGCUAUAAUUUAUAUGAGAACACUCUUCUUACAAUUUCUAGCUUCCCCACCCCCCCACCCCCUUUCUGCCUACUACUUCAGAAAGGAUUUUUUCGAUGGGAUCCUUCCAAAAAUCAAAUGGGAUGGGAAGUUCGGCGUUGUUGGAGACAUCAUGCGGAUAUUUACUACAAGAAUUACAGAUCAUAUGGGAUGAAGUAGGAGAAGACCAAUUUGAGAGGGAAAAGGUUCUGCUGGAACUUGAGCAGGAGUGCCUCGAAGUUUACCGAAGGAAAGUUGAUACUGCGAAUAUUUCACGCGCUCGACUACAUCAGCAGCUUGCAGAAUCUGAGGCUGAAUUUACUCAUCUUCUUCUGUCUCUUGGAGAAAGAUCACUUCCCGGACGGCCGGAGAAAAUGGCAGGAACACUGAAGGAGCAGCUAAAUUCUAUAACCCCAGCGCUCCGAGAGAUGCAGUUAAGGAAAGAAGAGCGGGUUAAGCAAUUCCGCGUGGUACAAGGGCAAAUACAUAAAAUUUCUGCAGAGAUAGCAGGUCGGACAGAGUAUAAUGAUUCAUCAUCAGCUGUUUGGGUUAAUGAGAAUGAUCUUUCACUUAAAAAGCUUGAGGAGUACCAGAAUGAGCUUCAGAGACUUCACAGUGAGAAGAGUGACAGACUUCAAAGGGUGGAAAAAUACAUGAGCAGAAUCAAAAAUCUGUCAGCCACUUUAGGAAUGGACUCCUCCCUUAUCAUCACCAAAGUUCAUCCAAGCUUGAAUGAAUUGUCAGGACUGUCAAAGAACAUCAGUGAUGGUAUUCUGGAAAAGCUUGAUAGCACAGUAAAGUCCCUUGAAUUAGAAAAGCAAACAAGACUUGACAAGCUUCAACAACUUGGUAGAGCAUUGGCUAAUUUGUGGCAUCUCAUGGACACACCCUACGAGGACCGUCAACAAUUUCUCCAUGUCACCAGCCUAUCAUCAAUGGCAUCAGCUGAGAUAUCCACUCCUGGAAGUCUUACUCCUGACAUAGUGUUGCAGGCUGAGACUGAAGUCAAGAGAUUGGAUCAAUUAAAAGCAAGCAAGAUGAAAGAGUUCUUUUUCAAAAAACAAAUUGAGCUUGAGGAGAUAUGUAGCAGAUCACACAUGGAAAUACCUUCAAGAUCAGAGAUGGAAAAAAUAAUCAACCAAAUAAACUCUGGGGAGAUUGAUCAUGCCGAUCUCCUCACAAGUAUGGAUGAACAGAUAUCAAGAGCUGAAGAAGAAGCUGCCAGCCGAAAGGUGAUCAUGGAGAAGGUUGAGAAAUGGAUAUUGACCUGUGAUGAGGAGCGCUGGCUGGAAGAGUACAGCAGAGAUGAAAAUCGUUAUUCAGUUAGCCGAGGUGCUCACAAGAACCUCAAAAGAGCAGAGCGUGCCAGAGUUAUGGUCAAUAAGAUACCAGCGUUGGUGGAUUUGCUGAUAUCCAAGACUAGAAACUGGGAAGAAGAAAGAAAGAAGGUGUUCUUAUAUGACGAGGUUCCUCUGCUUGCAAUGCUUGAAGAGUACAAUAUGCUGAGGAAAGAAAAGGAAGAGGAAAAACAAAGAGAUAGGAAGAAGGCACAAAGUAAAGUAGUAACCCAGCAUGAGAGCCCCUUUGGAAUGAGGCCAGGCACCAGCAGUCAUCAUUUUUCUGAUAAAAGCUCAAAUGGAGGCUUCAGCAAUGCAACCCCUCUGAACAGAAGACUUUCCCUGGGCGUACAGCAGAUGGGAUCAACCAGCAUUAGCUCGCCUACUGAAAGCAUAUCUUUCGCCAAAGGAGGAAGGAAACCAUAUGGACAAAGGAAAUACACUCAAAAAGGGUUCUCUUAUCAUCUUAGAGAAGACACAGUUUCAGUUGUCUCAUCAUUUUCUGGCCCCUUUUCACCCUAGCACAUUUGAGUGUCAGUUAAGACUUAGUUUCAGUUGUUUCAUCAUUUCAGCCCCUUAUUAUCAAGUAGUACGGAAAACCCUAUGCCCGUAUCAAAAUAUUGAUCAUUUCUAGUUUGCACAGAAUGUAAAGGAUACAUUAGGAAGUUAAUUCCAAUAACAGGACCUUUUCACAAUAUCUGUAAAUCAGAAUAAGUAACCCCGACAGUGUUGAUUGAACUUAUUCAACGAGUAUGAUCUUUCUCCAGAACAACA